AUGGUCAAUGUAGUGGCCGGGGUUAGCCACACCCCCGGGGUUAGCAGAGCUACCCCAAUCCCCGCCAUUUUUGCGUUCAUGGCACUCGGGCAGGACGAGUUAGACGUUUCUCUGGGCCUGCUUGAGCCGGAGACGAGAGCGUUCCUCAUGCGGCAGCUUCAGAACCUGCCGGCACACAGAGGGGACCGGAAGCGGGAUAGAGUGCGCGCGCCCACCGUACGGGUUAGCGCAAAGGCACUGUGGGUCAACGGCAAGCCCCUAGAGGGUAGCGCGAUCCUAAACACCGGGGCCAUGCCACUUCUGAUUGGCCGGCCGGGGCUCGUUCAACUGGGGCUGCGGGAAGAAGACGUAAGUCCUGACGCACUGAGACUGGGGCUGGCGGAUGGGAAGUCAACCAAGCUGUUUGGGGUGAUCCGGAAGCCGAUCAAGUUCACCUUUAACCCCGGGAAGAGGACAGCGCUGAGUUAUCUCAGUGUUCGCGCAGUGGUAACCCAGGCGCCCUACGACUUCCUCGUGGGGAACAUCAUCCUGUGGGACGCCGGGACGAUCAUCGGGGGCGUCAUCGACAGUUGGAGGGAGCAGUUCCGGUACCAAGUCAACUGGCGACACGAUGGGCCGGGAGUGAGCGCACCGGAGGGGUUCAUACCCCUGAUACACGAGAGCCCGGAGAAGGGCACGGCGCCCCUCCCUUGGGCGCUUUACUCAACCCUCCACCGCAGGGGGGGAGAGGUAGACAGUGCGGUGGCUAUUGAGUCGGAUGAUGACGAUAUGCCCCCGCUUGUGGAGGCUUCUGACGACGAAAGCGACACCACAAUCAUUGAUGAGCAGAUCAAGAUCGAGAAGUUCCGUUCGGGACUGAUCCAUGAUCUGAGGGAGAUCACACGCACCAGUCCUGGCGCAGCACAGUGGUAG
Klebsormidium nitens is the source of this 912-nucleotide messenger RNA. The record is from the annotation of a GenBank genome assembly. Lineage: Eukaryota; Viridiplantae; Streptophyta; Klebsormidiophyceae; Klebsormidiales; Klebsormidiaceae.